AACCCUAAAUCUUGCUGCAAGCCCUAAAUCAUGGCGAAUCGACCUGAGUUGCUUGCUCCGCCGGAGAUUUUCUACGACGAUACUGAGGCUCGCAAGUAUACUUCUUCUUCCCGUAUCGUCGAAAUUCAGGCCAAGCUGUCGGAGCGAGCCUUGGAGCUUCUUGCUUUGCCUGAUGACGGAGUUCCCAGAUUGCUGCUUGAUAUCGGUUGUGGAUCUGGUCUCAGUGGAGAGACGCUGUCUGAAAACGGUCACCAAUGGAUUGGUUUGGACAUUUCGGCCUCGAUGCUUAAUGUUGCUCUAGAACGAGAAGUUGAGGGUGAUCUUUUUCUUGGCGACAUGGGGCAGGGCUUAGCCCUUCGUCCUGGAGUUAUGGACGGAGCCAUCAGCAUAUCUGCUGUUCAGUGGCUAUGCAAUGCAGACAAGUCAUCCCAUGAACCUCGUUUGAGGAUGAAGGCUUUCUUUGGUUCAUUAUACCGAUGCUUAGGAAGGGGAGCAAGAGCGGUAUUCCAAGUGUAUCCAGAGAACAUAGCUCAGCGUGAAUUGCUUCUACGACAGGCCUUGCAGGCUGGAUUUGGGGGUGGAAUUGUUGUUGACUUCCCACACAGCACCAAGAGGAGAAAAGAGUUUCUUGUUCUCACAUGCGGGGCUCCGUCUCUGAGCUCAGCUGUUCCGGCCGGUAAAGGUGAAGAUGGAGAGAGUUGUUCGGACGAAGACGGUAGUGAAGAUGAAGAAAAUGGAAUGCAGGUGGGGGUGUCGGAGAGGCAGAGGCCAAGGAAGAAGCAGAGGACGAACAAGAAGGGGAAAGUGGGGAGGGAAUGGGUGCUGAAGAAGAAAGAGCAGAUGCGUAGGAAAGGCAACGUGGUUCCUCCCGACUCUAAAUACACUGCCAGGAAGCGCAAGUCUCGUUUCUAGUCUCUCCUCCCCUCUCUUCCUUUCCUUUUGUUUUGCUUGUGUGCGCUCUUAUAAAAAUUCAUUAUACUUUUUUGUAUUAAAAUUAUGUUAUACUUAGAUUAUAUAAAUAUUCAAGCUUUGAACA
Molecule: messenger RNA, 1036 nt
Organism: Tarenaya hassleriana
Lineage: Eukaryota; Viridiplantae; Streptophyta; Magnoliopsida; Brassicales; Cleomaceae
Product: probable 18S rRNA (guanine-N(7))-methyltransferase
Exons: 9
Coding region: 31-912 (293 amino acids)
Biological process (GO): rRNA (guanine-N7)-methylation
Cellular component (GO): nucleolus
Molecular function (GO): rRNA (guanine) methyltransferase activity
Source: RefSeq, a predicted model, not a curated record